Nilaparvata lugens (brown planthopper) is the source of this 3087-nucleotide messenger RNA. RefSeq names its product polymerase delta-interacting protein 3. Gene Ontology annotation, cellular component: nucleus. The record is from RefSeq and is a predicted model, not a curated record. NCBI's taxonomy places the organism in Eukaryota, Metazoa, Arthropoda, Insecta, Hemiptera, Delphacidae. Gene Ontology annotation, molecular function: mRNA binding. Gene Ontology annotation, biological process: mRNA export from nucleus. Bases 120 to 1379 code for a protein of 419 amino acids. The transcript is spliced from 8 exons.
AGACACUUAAUAAUCAGCAGAAUAGAGCAGGAACAAACGAAAACGAAUAACGAAUGGCAAAAAUUCCUCACGUCGUUUGUUGAUUAUGUCGUAUUUCUAUUAAUUUCUUUGCAUUUAUAAUGGAUAUUGAACUUAGCUUGGAUGAUAUUAUUCAGAAAAAAGGUCUCAAAUCAAACCAGAGGCGUGGUAGAAAUUUCAGAAAUCCUGGAGCCAAGAAAAACGAAAACAAUAAUAAUCGUUCAAAGAAUACAACCAAAGGUGCUGCCAAUAAUAAAAAUGUUGGCAACACAAAAAAUGUAGGCAACAUGAAAAAAUCUCCCAAGAGACCAGUAAUCCAAGAUGCGAGGAAUAAAAUAAUUCAAAAAUCGAGGAUGAAGAUUACUGAUGCCCGAGAAAAGCUGGUGGAACUGGCCAAGCAAAGCGGCGAUGCUAGGCUCAAGCUCAAUAAACUACAGGAAAGAAAGCAGAAGACGAAUCACGGACCAAGAAAACAACCUUUCCCUGGCAGACCUCGUCAAAAGUCAGCGCUUAUUCUUAGAUCAAUAGAUCCUUCAGUCACGGAUCCUAGCAUCAAGAUCAUUGAUGACGAUGAUAUGAAUGGAUCAUCGGUAUUUGAUCUGAAAAGAACCAUCAACAACAGACUCGGUGGAUUUGGUCUUGGCAGCUUUACAGCAAGAAAUGACGUCAUCGAUUUGGCUGGUGACGAAGAUGAUGCUAAUCAAAUGAUGCCUUAUGACAGGUUACUCAGACAAUCUCUGCCACGUCUGAAGAUUGUAGCUCAGAAUCAACCCAUACUACAGUCAAUCAGGAGUAAGCCUAAUGGAUGGGGAGACCUGGCUCAGGCAGCAGGGUCAAGAUUAGGCCAGUCAGCCAGAGGUCACCUGUACAGCGAUGACAUGGAUAUGUUGGGAAGAGGCGGGGGGGCCGCGUCAUCUCGCCUGAUGAGCCAGGAGAUGCGAUCCCGAUUGGACAUGCCGACGUCCCCCGUGGCUCGGUCUAUGCACCCCGCCGCCGCAGCGCCCUCCAUGGCAGCAUCCUCCGCCUCCUCGCAGGGUCAUCGUAUCGUCGUCUCCAACCUACAUCCCAAAGUCACUCACGAGGACAUCAAGGAGCUGUUUGGUGAGCUUGGCCAGCUGAUAGCUUCGCACGUGGUGCGACCCGGGACGGCAGAGGUGAUCUACAUGAAUCAGAAGGAUGCGAUCGCCGCUGUCGACGCCUACCACAACAGGACACUCGACGGCCAGCCCAUGAAGUGCAUGCUUGUCAACCCACGCCCGACCGCUCUCAACCCAAGUGCCAGACCGAAAUACCCCAGCAGCACCAAAUCUCAAGUAAUGCCAGAUAUUUCAGCUAUACACAAAGCGCUGUUCAGCAAGUGACCAAUGACAUUACUCGUUUAAAAGUGAUGAAUACUACGAGAUUGCCCAACUUUUACAGUACACCUUGGACAUGUGUGGGUAUCAGCAUAGUCAUGAAUAAAGCUUUGUGAAAAGAGAAUGCAAGUUCAUAAAACUGUGUUGUAACUUGAAAUUCAUCAAGUAUUUGUAGACUUUCUCAUAUAAUUAUCUAUUUAUAUGAGAAUUUUCACUUGGUAGGACUAGAUUUAUUUAACAUUAUUGUGUUAGUAUAUUUACUUUCACUAGAAUCAAUUUAUCUCAUUCUGUAUUCUUGAUAUUUUUAAUGUUUCUAUACAACUUGGAUUGGUGUUUAAUUUUUUUAAUCUAAGAUGAUAAAUUGAUGCUAUGUUCGUUUCUAGUGGAUCUAGAAGUUAUCUUCAAUCCCUUAUAUACUGUAAACCGAUUAUUAUUUAUAAAUUUGACUGCUAUAACAUUUUCUAUGUGGUUUUACUUCAACCUUCAAUUAUUUAAGUACAUUAUCUGAAACUAUAGUUAAAAUUCAAUCGUUCCUGUGAUUUAUUUUAUCUACCCCUCAUUACAUUAUCUCCCUUUCAAGGUUUAUAUUAGCAAAUCGGUAUAAUUCAUUCAUCAAAUGGCAAUGUGAAUUGAAGCUAGGAUGAAUCUAUUCUCGUUAUACAUAUCAGUUUCAAAUUUAAUGUUUAGUAGUAUCUACUGUUUGGAAUUAUUUGAUUCAUUAACUUGAUGGACUGUAACAUGUUUUGUAACCAUUGAUUUGGUAGAUGUUUAUUGAUUCACAAUAAAUGCAGGCUUGAACAGUGUUCUUAUAGUGUUGAACUUUUUGUAUAUAAGAUUGACUUCAUUCAAAAAUGCCUUCAUUUCUCAUAGGGAAUGUUGAACACACUAUUAUCAUUGUAAUUAAUACACUACACUAUAAUUUGUAACCGAAAUUAUUAUUUUUAUAUUAAUUAUUUGGGAAAUAGAAUAUCAAGCAAAGAAAUGAAAACCACAUAAUAUUGGAAUAACGGGUGUAAAAAUACACUUUUAUUAUUUUCUUGUAGACACAACUAUUAACCAUAACAUUAUUAAAGUUGAUGACGAGACUUUACUGGCAAUAUAAAUAUCCUGUUCUUAAACGAAUAAGACUAUUUGGCCCGGUUGCACAAAAGCCGGUUAAAUUUUAACUGUGAUUAAUUUCAUGAGAACCAAUCAGAGAAGGUCUUUUUGAUAAGACGGCUUCUCUGAUAGGUUCUCGUGGAAUUAAUCAUGAUUAAAAUUCAACCGGUUCCUGGGCAACCAGUACUUUGUGUAUUGUUUCCUAUUUAAACUAAUAUUUUAAAACCAAUAAAUUUUUUACAGUCAGAAUAAAUUAAAUAAUUUCAGUUUUGAUGCGUUUUAAUGGUCAAACAGUAUAGAAAUAAUAUAUGGCAUAUUAUAAAACUCACAAAUAGGAAUUGAUAACAUAUAUUAUUCGAUUGUUAUUUUUAUAUCAUUGGAGAAACUGAUAGAUUUCUCCAGAUUUUUACAUCAACUUUUGAGAAUAAUUGAUUGAAGGAAUUAUUAUUCAAUUUAAGAUAGUUUUAUCUUAUAACAAGUUUUGAAAUUUAUUCGGAUAAGGCUAUUCUUUUUGUUUGUAAGGAUAAUGUUGUUUGAGUUGAGCAUUCACAAAUGACUCCAAAUUGUGCAUCAAAUUAUUAUUACUUUUGAAAAAAUAAAGAUUGUUUUUCACAAA